CCUAUUCUUCUCAUAAACACACGGUUUCAGUAUUCGAUCUUGUUGCAUACUAUCACCCAUUCUACUACUCAACAGAUAGACCCAGAGAGACAAUGAUUUCAAGAACUUGCCAUAUUGCAAGUUUCAUUCUAAUUGCCGUAUCGUUUCUGAUUGGUGAAAGUCAAGGAUUCACGACUUCACCGUCGGGAUCGAACCAUCGACAGGGGAGAACACAGCACACCCUAACGUACAGUGCAGUCGACGAAUUCAGUCUAGCAGAGACAGAAUUGUCACUUCUGAAGAAAGCGAAGAAGGGACAGAAAGUGACGGCUUCUCCCCAGUCGAUGUACGGAAAGAACAACGCUGAUGAACUAUUGGAUGCUGCUACACAAAAAGCUACAAUCGAAAAUGAGUUUCCGAAGCGGAKAAUAACAGCUAAGGUCCGCGAAACCGGAACCGACAGCAUGAAACACUACAUCAAAAGUAUGUGCAACCACGAGCUAUUAAACAAGAACGAAGAAAUAAUUCUUGCCCGUGAAAUCCAAAUAUUAUUGAAAUGGGAGAAGCAACGAGAAAAGCUUGAAGAGGAAUUACUACGGUGAGUUAGUCGUCGUGCCUUGUAGUUUCUGAAUUCUUUUGUCGUUUCGAAUUGAAAUGGUGCAACUCACAAUAUACCUUUCCGUCUCGUAGACCUCCAACUUACGCCGAGUGGGCGACUUCGAUUCGUACAAACAUGACUGUCCCAGAACUCAAAAAACAAAUCCGCCGUUCGCUUCGUGCGAAGACCGCCUUAACCGAAUCAAACAUUCGACUGGUCGUGUCCAUCACUAAGCGAUACCAAAACAGAGGUAUGGCAUUUCAAGAUUUAGCGCAAGAGGGUAUUUUGGGAUUGACCAGAGCAUGUGAAAAAUUCGACCCGGAACGUGGAUUCCGUUUCAGUACUUAUGCCACUUGGUGGAUCAAACAAAGCAUUAUGCGUGCUAUUGCCGACCAGGGACGCACCAUUCGAUUGCCGGUGCACAUCCACGACCAACUGAGUGCCCUUCGAAAGGCCGAGAGAGAGUUAAAGUCUGACUUUGGCCGACAACCGACUACUGCGGAGGUUACGGAACGAACUGGUUUCACUUCCGAACGAAUUGAUUUCUUGAACAGGGUUUCUCAACAAUCAAUUUCCAUGGAGCAAGAACUUACUUCCUCGAAAGUUAAGGGAUCCGGUGCUGGUGUAGGCGGAGGUGGUGGAAACUCACUCACCAUAGGGGAUAUGAUGGGGGAUCCAGAUCAGAAGCCAGUUGACCAAGCUUCGUAUCAGAUGCUUAAAGACGACCUUUCACGACUAAUCUGUACACUCAACUCUCGCGAACAAGCUGUCAUCCGAAUGCGGUUUGGGCUAGAUGACGGACGACCGAAAACACUGGAGGAGAUUGGAAAACGAUUUUCCGUGACUCGCGAGCGCAUCCGUCAAAUAGAAGCGAGAGCCCUCCACAAGCUUCGUCAGCCAUACCGAAACCACGCGGUAAAGUGUUACGUCAAGGAGUACUCAUAGAUACACCGAGAUAGAAUGAGGCACGCACGAUCAUCAGCUAGGUUUAAAAGAAGCCAUGUUUUAAUAGAUAUAACAUUAGUAU
This is a messenger RNA of Pseudo-nitzschia multistriata, 1604 nucleotides long. The record is from the annotation of a GenBank genome assembly. Lineage: Eukaryota; Bacillariophyta; Bacillariophyceae; Bacillariales; Bacillariaceae.